UUCCAUUUAAAUAAGAUUGUUUUCUUAAUUUUUAUUUUGGGUAGAUUGUAGUUAGAAUAUAAAAUGCUACUAACUUUUCUAUGUUGAUUUUAUGUCCUGCAAAUUGACUCUGGAUCAAAAUGGAAGUCUUGAGCAUAUUGAUGUGCUCUGAAUUCAAAUAUUAGAAAGCAACAGUGAAGAUAAACAUUUCAUCUUUGAAAGAAAUAGCUAAACACACACAGUAAGCUAAAAAUAACUCCCUGCAUCAUGUAAGAAGCUCAUAGUUAAAGAUAAGCAUUUUGGGGAGCUUUAAUCUUUAUAAUUUUCAUCUAAAUAUACAAGUUUAACAAUUAUCCAUCAUGACAAUGUUUUUUAAAGCCUACUGAAGCUGGGUGACAAAUCUUAGGAUUCAUUAUACUAUUAUUCAUAUAUGUUUAAGAUUUUCUAUAAUUAAAAAGUAAAAUCUAAACUGCAGUAACACUCCCUGUGUCCCUGUUGUGGGUUUGUCUGGUAUUUUCCAGUAAUUAAUUUCGCAUUCUUUGAGGAAAGUUCUGUACAAGCAAAGCUUUGCUCUUCUCUCUGCAUCGUAUUAGGCAGUAGAUGAAGUUGACUUUUUACCAGUGAGUUAGUGUUCACCUUCAUCACUUGGUUAGGAUGAUAGCUGCCAAGUUUCCACUGUAAAGUUACCAUAGCAUAAUUUAUUUUAUUUUAUUAUUUGUGGUGCUGGGGUGUGAAACUAAUGGCUUUGCACUAAGUGUAUCCCUGGCCCUUUUUUAGUUUUUACUUUAGGCCAAGUUCUUGCCAAGUUGUCCAGGCUGGGCUCAAACUUGCAAUCCUCCUGCCUCAGCCUGCUUUAAAGGGUCCUUCAUGCUGUUGAAUGUAUUCCAAGUUUGUUCUUUAUUGCUGAGUCAUCUGCAUUGCAUGAGUAAACCACAGUUUGUUUACUUACUUAGAAGUUGAUGGGCAUUUGGGUUGCUUCCAGUUUGGGACCUGGCACUCUGCACCAGGACUUGGUGAUCUCCUGUUGAACAUAAGCCAUGCCACAGAACACCAGUGUCAGCCAAGGCCACCCUUGCCUGUGACCACAAUGGGUCAGAACAGAAACAAGACCAAUCAGUAACCAUGUCUGAACUCAGACACAGAACACUGUGUAAACCACAAGAAGGACCAAAGCGUGCCCAUCCCGGGUGACCUGAGGGAUUGCCACUGGCCGAUCAGUCACAGGGUCAGCCUCAUUUUAGUCCUUCAUCUGCUUAGUUAAGGUUCAUUACAACGCCAACCACAGCAGCUGUUUCCUAGCAGCAGCCAGUCUGGGACAAAGCUGCACUUCUGUGAACUCCUCCCCAGCAUGACCUGACACCAGCCCAAGCACCCUAACACUGCUUCUCAAUUCUCACUGGAACACCCUGCGGUUCUCACGGCACAUUCUCUCCCGGCGCCUGGCUCAGCCGCACAUGGGUCCGGGUCCCUGGCUGGAAGGGUGGACAUCCCACACAAUGUAUUAACAUGGGUUGAAAUCCUUGUCUCUGCGGAUUGUCUCCAUCUAUCCUAUUUCCAGCCCACAUCAGUUCUUCUAUUGAUUUUUUAUGAAUUCUUUUUAUAGAUACAAAUUCAAGAAGAUACUAAAGUAUAUUUUUAUAUCCCUUUUCCUAUCUCUUACAAAAGACUAUCUACAUUUUUCUCCCAACAUUAUGGAGAGCUCUGUCAGAUGGAAGAACUUUCAUUCUACUUUUUAAAAAUUGUGGUGAAACAUACGUAACAAAAAGUUUACCUUUUCUGAAGAUACCGUUCAACAGUGUUAAGUACAUUCACGUUGUUGUACAACCAACCUGCAUAAGUCUUCAUUUUAUAAAACUGAACCCUGUGCCUAUUAUUAAUUUACAUACAGUAUAGUUAACACUUUUGUGUGGCAUUCUAUGAGUUUUUUUGUUUUUUGGUACCGGGGAUUGAACUCAGGACCUUGCGCUUGAGAGGCAGGCGCCAGAACCACUGAGCUAAAUCCCCGGCCCCUAGUUCUAUGAGUUUUGAUAGACACCGUCAUGUAACUGCCACACGACAUGGGACAAUUCCAUUACCUCCCCGACCUGUCACGGCCCUUUGUAUUUCUUCACUCUUCCCCCUGCCAAUGGCCACAAACAUAUUUCCUGACCCCACAGUUUUCUUAUUCCAGAAUGGCAUAUGAGUGGAAUCGUACCUUCUUUUCAUAGCAGCUGUAUUAAUUGUGAAUGUGCCCUUGACCAAAAGUUGAGAGAGAUUUUGAAGGAGAUUUUCAUAUCUUUUUUUUUGGUACCGGGGAUCGAAGUCGGGAUGUUGCACUUGCGGGGCAGGUGGCAGAACCACUGAGCUAAAUCCCCAGCCUGAGAUUGUCAUAUGUUUUUAAAAGCAGUUUUUCAAAUGAAUUCUCCCAUUUAACUCCUUCCUAGCCUCUAAAGCAGUUAUUCUCCUGUGGUUAGCAGGGUGAUCGGGAAAUGGACCGUGGGCUCUGCAGACCAUCUGACUCCGUGGUCUGGGGUAGAGCCUGAGGCUUUGAAUUCCUGACAUCUCAGCCUGCCUAGAGAAUUAGUACCGCAAAGAAACCCUGAUGCGACCUCUUCAGAUUGUCACAAGCCGAUUAAUUUCCCAACCGUGUUGUGGAAAGAAGCUUCCAGCCUCCCCGCAAAGCAAAAUUUGCCUGGUAAUGGCUCGUCGAAGUUCCAAUAUGGCAGAUUUUCGGAAGUGUUUUGCAAGCGCCAAGCACAUAGUCAUCAUCUCCGGGGCUGGCAUUAGUGCUGAAAGUGGGAUUCCCACGUUCAGAGGAGCUGGCGGCUACUGGAGAAAGUGGAAAGCCGAGGAACUGGCCACCCCCACGGCCUUCGCCCGCAACCCCGCUCGAGUGUGGGAGUUCUACCACUACCGGCGCAGCGUCAUCCUGACCAAGGAGCCCAACCGCGGGCAUCUCGCCAUCGCCGAGUGUGAGUCCCGGCUGAGCAAGCAAGGCCGCCGGGUCAUGGUCAUCACCCAGAACAUCGAUGAGCUACACCGCAGGGCUGGCACCAAGAACCUGUUGGAGAUCCACGGUACCAUAUUUAAAACUCGGUGUACCUCUUGUGGAUCUGUAGUUGAGAAUUACAAGAACCCAAUUUGUCCAGCUCUAUCGGGAAAAGGUGCUCCUGAACCCGAGGCUGAAGAUACCAAAAUCCCACUUGAAGAACUUCCCCGGUGCGAGAUGGCAGGGUGCGGAGGCUUGCUGCGACCCCACGUGGUGUGGUUUGGAGAAAACCUGGAUCCUGCCGUGUUGGAGAAGGCCUCCAGAGAGCUGGAGCUCUGUGACUUAUGUCUGGUGGUUUUAUUUCCAGGGACCUUGUGGGACAACUCUUCCUGAAGCCCUUGCUCGUCAUGAAACUGAAACUAUUUAAGUAUCCUGGGAAAGGAAGAAAACCCAAUAUAACAAAGAACCAGGCCACAAACAGAAGAAAUAGUCCAUCCAUUGUGAGCUGAAUACUGGAAGAUCUAAAAAUGUCCUCUGAUUCCUUGACUGGACUCCAACUAUCGCUAAGUGAUUGGGCUUGGAAGAAAUAUAAAGUUAAUGCACGCUUGGUGUGAACUGAAAUGUAAGUGUCUUACAUUUGUGUUUCCCUCCCAUUUAUUGGGAGGGAAAAAUUUGUAAUGAGAUUGUCUUUAAAACAUUACUUAUCUUGAUGUAUUUUUCUCUUUGGAAAAGAUAGGAGGGUAAAACCCUGGUAUUAAGUGUUGAUGGAAAAUGAGAUCACUGUCUACAGUAGGGAAUUUAUUAUAUAAAGAUGUUACCAAGAGA
Heterocephalus glaber (naked mole-rat) is the source of this 3772-nucleotide messenger RNA. NCBI's taxonomy places the organism in Eukaryota, Metazoa, Chordata, Mammalia, Rodentia, Bathyergidae. The record is from RefSeq and is a predicted model, not a curated record.